AGAUCUGGUAGCCCCAUGCCACCUGAUCUAUGUGAUAAGAUAACAAUCAUGAAAGUAUCUGCGCUGGCCCGGGGAUUGUUCAGUGCAAUAAAGUCGAAUGCGGCAUCUUCAACCCGAUCGCACUUUACAUAUUACCCGACUAAAUUCUCGCCAGGCACCCGCGAUGUACAAAAAAUGAAUAUGUUCCAAGCAAUAAAUAACGCGAUGGACCAGGCUCUUGAACAAGACUCGUCAGCAUUAUUAUUUGGCGAAGAUGUCGGCUUCGGUGGAGUUUUCCGUUGCUCUGUCAAUUUGCGGGACAAGUAUGGAAAGGAUCGUGUCUUUAAUACACCAUUGUGCGAGCAAGGCAUUGCUGGCUUUGCUAUCGGCGUGGCCAACAUGGGGGCUACCGCCAUAGCCGAAAUUCAAUUUGCCGACUAUAUAUUUCCGAGCUUUGAUCAAAUCGUAAAUGAGGCUGCCAAAUACCGUUAUCGAAGCGGUGGUCUAUUUGACUGCGGUUCCUUGACGUUCCGAGUACCUUGUGGCGCUGUCGGACAUGGUGCCUUAUAUCAUUCCCAAAGUCCUGAGGCAUACUUCGCGCACACGCCCGGUCUACGUGUUGUGAUUCCGCGUGGUCCAAUUAAGGCAAAGGGUCUUUUACUGGCGUGCAUUCGCGAUGCCAACCCGUGCAUAAUGUUCGAGCCCAAGACCUUGUAUCGCGCAGCGGUUGAAGAGGUGCCAACGGAAGCCUAUGCGGAUGAUUUGGGAAAAUGCGAUAUUUUGCGUGAGGGCAAGGAUGUCACACUCGUCGGCUGGGGCACACAAGUUCAUGUGCUUCUGGAAGUCGCAGAUCUGGCGAAAAAGCAACUGGACAUUGAUUGUGAAGUUAUAGACUUGGUAUCAAUUUUACCCUGGGAUACUCAGACCAUUUGCAAUUCUGUUAAUAAAACUGGUCGCGUGCUGAUUGCCCACGAAGCACCAUUUACUCAAGGCUUUGGUUCUGAAAUGGCAGCUUAUAUACAGGAAAAGUGCUUUUUGCGUCUUGAGGCUCCCGUUAAGCGGGUAACUGGCUGGGACACUCCAUUCCCACAUGUUUUCGAACCUUUUUAUUUACCCGACAAACACCGCUGCCUAGCCGCUCUUAAGGAAAUCAUCAAUUAUUGAUCUUAUAUCAAUGACUAUAUAUACUCGUAACGGAUGCAUUUAUUUACAAUUUUUUGUUGUUGUUUUAUUCUAAUUGCGAAGGGAUCUGAGGAGCUAAACCAAUAAAUAAUUUUUGUACAAAC
Messenger RNA from Drosophila novamexicana, 1265 nucleotides. RefSeq names its product 2-oxoisovalerate dehydrogenase subunit beta, mitochondrial (gene BckdhB). Gene Ontology annotation, biological process: response to nutrient; branched-chain amino acid catabolic process. Bases 16 to 1143 code for a protein of 375 amino acids. The record is from RefSeq and is a predicted model, not a curated record. The transcript is spliced from 7 exons. Gene Ontology annotation, molecular function: catalytic activity. NCBI's taxonomy places the organism in Eukaryota, Metazoa, Arthropoda, Insecta, Diptera, Drosophilidae.